Molecule: messenger RNA, 1220 nt
Organism: Diorhabda carinulata
Lineage: Eukaryota; Metazoa; Arthropoda; Insecta; Coleoptera; Chrysomelidae
Product: tetraspanin-9-like
Exons: 5
Coding region: 152-1009 (285 amino acids)
Cellular component (GO): membrane
Source: RefSeq, a predicted model, not a curated record
AUACAACCUGCUAUCUUAUCAUUAUUACAGAUAAGCAGAAGUUCAAUCAGGUGACAACAAUAGCACUAGUCAGUUCUACUUUCCUUCCAUUUCGUGUAUUUAGUUAAUAAUUUUAGUUUUGCGUUUUAAUUUGAACGAUUUUUUUUUCAAAAUGACCAAAACACGCGAGCUAAAACUAGGUAUGCGUUGUGUGAAAUAUAUGAUUUUCGUAGCUAAUUUCAUGUUUAUGUUAAUUGGUUUUCUGCUGAUAUCUAUUGGUUACACUAUCAAAGCUAUCUACAAUGAUUUUGAUGCCUUCCUAAGUAGCCACAAUUACAAAGCAUCCGAUUUAACCGUAGCAGUAGGAAUAAUAAUCCUCAUAGUAGCUUUAUUCGGAUGUAUUGGAGCUUUGAAAGGAAGCGUUUGCCUCGUUAACUUGUAUGCUCUUCUUCUUUUGGUAAUUGUGAUAUUGGAAGUAGCCAUAACUAUCACAGCUUACCGUUCGAGAUCUAACUUGCAGAAAACUGUCAAAGAAGAUAUGUUGAUUAGUAUGGAUUAUUAUCCUACUGAAACCAAUUACAUAUGGAGGGCUACUCAGUACAAUUUGCACUGUUGCGGUGUAAAUGGACCUUCUGACUGGAAUCAAUAUGGAGACCAAGAUGGUUAUAAUUUCUCUACAAUCAACUCCACAGAUUCUGAUCCUUACUAUGUGCCAGCAUCAUGCUGCGUAUAUGAACAUUGUAACAACCUCAAUAGCCUCUACUUUAAAGGAUGUCUUCCUAAAAUAAUUUUCAUUAUUUCACAAAGUGCCCUGUUGUUGGGUGUAGGGGCGAUGUGCAUUACUUUUAUUCAGAUACUUGGUGCAAUAUUUGCUCAUCUAUUGGCCAGAUCUAUAAGAAAAUUGAAAACUCAAAUCGAACUUGAUAGAAGUACAAGAAGACAAGAACUGUACGAGUCCCUUUCCAUCGCAGCUAACUUAAAAGAGAAAACUAGUCCGGUGCUUUAUGUGCCCUCUAGUUCUGAAGCUUGAAAAUGUGAGACUUCAACAUUUGUUGUAAUUUCAUCACAAUAUGUUAUAAUUAAAUAAUUUUUUUCCAUAUAUUUGUUAUCUAUAAAGUUUUUUUUAAAUUAGAAUUUCUACUUGAUAUACAUGAUUUACAAUUAGAUAUUCAAUUUUCAAUGUAAAAAUUAAUGAAUUUUAUUAUACCUAACCUUGAAAUAUAUACAUAUUAAAUUAUCAA